Falco peregrinus (peregrine falcon) is the source of this 632-nucleotide messenger RNA. RefSeq names its product fibrillarin (gene FBL). Gene Ontology annotation, cellular component: small-subunit processome; Cajal body; box C/D methylation guide snoRNP complex. Gene Ontology annotation, biological process: box C/D sno(s)RNA 3'-end processing; rRNA methylation. The record is from RefSeq and is a predicted model, not a curated record. Gene Ontology annotation, molecular function: histone H2AQ104 methyltransferase activity; rRNA methyltransferase activity; RNA binding. Lineage: Eukaryota; Metazoa; Chordata; Aves; Falconiformes; Falconidae.
GGGGCGGCCGCGGUGGCUUCAAGGGUGGCAAGAAAGUGACGGUGGGAGCCACAUCGGCACGAAGGCGUGUUCAUCUGCCGGGGGCCGUGAGGAUGCGCUGGGUGACACGGAACCUGGUGCCGGGGGAGUCAGUGUACGGGGGAGAAACGGAGAUCGCGGUGGAGGACGGUGACACCAAGGUGGAGUACCGUGCCUGGAACCCCUUCCGCUCCAAGUUGGCGGCCGCCAUCUUGGGUGGCAUCGACCAGAUCCACAUCCGGCCGGGGACCAAGGUCCUGUACCUGGGCGCCGCCUCGGGGACAACAGUUUCCCACGUCUCCGACAUCGUGGGGCCGGAGGGGCUGGUUUAUGCCGUCGAGUUCUCCCACCGCUCAGGCCGGGACCUCAUCAACGUGGCCAAGAAACGCACCAACGUCAUCCCGGUCAUUGAGGACGCCCGGCAACCCCACUCUUGGAGGCAUUUGGUGGGCAUGGUGGAUGUGAUCUUCGCCGACGUGGCACAGCCCGACCAGACGCGCAUCGUGGCCCUCAACGCCCACAACUUCCUGCGCAACGGUGGCCACUUUGUCAUCUCCAUCAAGGUAAGCCACCAGUAUGGGCUAGUAUGCACCAGUAUGGAUCAGUAUGCACCA